This is a messenger RNA of Talaromyces amestolkiae, 528 nucleotides long. RefSeq lists its product as uncharacterized. Lineage: Eukaryota; Fungi; Ascomycota; Eurotiomycetes; Eurotiales; Trichocomaceae. The coding region runs from base 1 to 528 and encodes 175 amino acids. The transcript has 2 exons. The record is from RefSeq and is a predicted model, not a curated record.
AUGAAGCCAUCCGCCCGACGUCGAAUCCCGCCCUCCUCGUUUGCACGCAUUGCACCACAUCCUGCAGCACCACUCCCGUCUUCAAGUGAGCCAUUUACCGCCAGCCAAUCUCGAUCUCGUUCGCGCCGCUCGCCCUCCAAUCCGAGGCGAUCUUCGCGCCCUUCACCGCCGACUUCUUCUUCAUCUUCCAUGACCGCAACCACGCCCACCACGACAGCAUCAACGUUUACCAGCAACGGUUACAUACCGCCCCUCGAUCCAGCUCUAGUCCACUCGACCGGUACCUACGUGCCGGGCUUUACGACCACCGCGCCGCUAAGCGCCACCACCAACCCCAUGGGGUAUCCCUACGUGUCUCUACCAAUAAUGGAUGAGCCUCUGAUACCAACCUCAUCUGCAUACUCGUUUACGGACGACAUGAUGUUUGCCGCCGACAGUGGCUUUGUGUCGGACUCGAUGUAUACCGGGUUUGAGGAUAUGGACGCUCUUCCGGAAGAUUGGUCGACUUUUUUCUGGAAUGAUUCAUGA